Messenger RNA from Pan troglodytes (chimpanzee), 3007 nucleotides. It is a transcript of the gene ZNF764, whose product is annotated as zinc finger protein 764. The transcript has 3 exons. Gene Ontology annotation, biological process: regulation of DNA-templated transcription. Lineage: Eukaryota; Metazoa; Chordata; Mammalia; Primates; Hominidae. The coding region runs from base 335 to 1558 and encodes 407 amino acids. The record is from RefSeq and is a predicted model, not a curated record.
GUAUUAGUCACCGCGGCCAUUUUGGAUGCGGGUACGGAGAGAACGCGGACUGGAGAUACCGGGGGCGUUGUCUUGGGCACGACUGCGUAGGGGCAAAGGUCGAGUACCCGCGCCGCCGCCAUUUUUUAUGAGGGCAUAUUCCAUUUCUGCUUAUACACCCGCUGCCAUCGGCACCGUUAGUUUCCAUGCCCUCUAGUGCGCCCUCGGGGGCCCUAGUAACCUCCCUCCUUCCCUUGGGCCCGGGCCAGGGAGGCUUUCUCGGGCGCAGGAGGUUCCGCAGGCCCAGGCCAGGCCAGGGAAGGCAGCCGAUCCGUCGUCGGGGUUGACAGUCACCAUGGCGCCGCCUCUGGCCCCGCUCCCUCCCCGGGACCCAAACGGGGCCGGACCCGAGUGGAGGGAGCCGGGGGCUGUGAGCUUCGCGGACGUGGCCGUGUACUUCUGCCGGGAGGAGUGGGGCUGCUUGCGGCCAGCGCAGAGGGCCCUGUACCGGGACGUGAUGCGGGAGACCUACGGCCACCUGAGCGCUCUCGGAAUCGGAGGCAACAAGCCAGCUCUCAUCUCCUGGGUGGAGGAGGAGGCCGAACUGUGGGGUCCGGCUGCCCAGGAUCCGGAGGUGGCGAAAUGUCAGACACAAACGGACCCAGAUUUCAGAAACAAGAAAAAGGAAAGACAAAGGGAAGGGACGGGAGCCCUGGAGAAGCCCGACCCUGUGGCCGCCGGGUCUCCUGGGCUGAAGUCUCCCCAAGCCCCCUCGGCCGGGCCCCCUUAUGGUUGGGAGCAGCUGUCCAAGGCACCGCACCGGGGACGCCCCUCCUUCUGUGCCCACCCCCCUGUCCCCAGAGCAGACCAGCGUCACGGCUGCUACGUGUGCGGGAAGAGCUUCGCCUGGCGCUCCACACUGGUGGAGCACGUCUACAGUCACACUGGCGAGAAGCCCUUCCACUGCACUGACUGCGGCAAGGGCUUCGGCCACGCUUCCUCCCUGAGCAAACACCGGGCCAUCCAUCGUGGGGAGCGGCCCCACCGCUGUCCGGAGUGUGGCCGGGCCUUCACGCAGCGCUCGGCGCUGACUUCGCACCUGCGCGUCCACACCGGCGAGAAACCCUAUGGCUGCGCCGACUGUGGCCGCCGCUUCAGCCAGAGCUCUGCCCUCUACCAGCACCGGCGCGUGCACAGCGGCGAGACCCCCUUCCCCUGCCCGGACUGCGGCCGCGCCUUCGCCUACCCCUCGGACCUGCGGCGCCACGUGCGCACCCACACCGGCGAGAAGCCCUACCCGUGCCCGGACUGCGGGCGCUGCUUCCGCCAGAGCUCGGAGAUGGCAGCCCACAGGCGCACCCACAGCGGCGAGAAGCCCUACCCCUGCCCGCAGUGCGGCCGCCGCUUCGGCCAGAAGUCAGCCGUGGCCAAACACCAGUGGGUUCAUCGGCCCGGGGCCGGGGGCCACAGGGGCCGGGUCGCCGGGCGUCUGUCUGUGACCCUGACCCCUGGCCACGGAGACCUGGACCCGCCCGUGGGCUUCCAGCUGUACCCGGAGAUAUUCCAGGAGUGUGGGUGACGGCCUUAAAAGUGACUAUCUAGACAUUACGGGAGGCCCGAGAUGGGCUCAGGGGCCCGAACUUCUGCGGCGGCCUGCAGGGAGGUCCCAGAAUCUACGGCAAGAGCUGGCCCUGGGGUGCAGACAGUCUGAUCUUGGGCCCUUAGCAGCCUCCUCUGCCAGCACCUUGCUCCCCACUGCCCAGGGCUCUCCAAGGCCCCCUCUACUGAGGCAGGGCUGAGUUGAGAACGCCCAGACCUACAUAAGGGGAACCAAAAGCUGUUUCUCAGCCCAGAGGUGCUAAGAGGACUGAGGUAGAGGAGAACCUUGUUUUACCCAUUGUCUUUUUAAAUUUUUUAUCAUUAUUUUUAUUCUUGUGACCCUCCCAGAACACAAUACUCAUUGUCUUUUUAUUUAUUAUUUAUUUAUUUAUUUAUUUAUUUCUGAGACAGCUUCCUGCUCUGUCACCCAGGCUGGAGUGCAGUGGUGUGAACAGGGCUAACUGCAGCCUCAACCUGCAGUGCUCAAGGAAUCCUCUCCCAUCAGCCUUCCAAAUAUCUGAGACUACAGGCGGGCAGCACUAUGGCCAGCUAAUUUUUAAAUUUUACGUAGAGAUGAGGUUCUCACUGUUGUCCAGGCUGGUCUCAAACUCCUUGGCUGAAGCGAUCCUGUCGUCUCGGCUUCCGCAAGUGCUGGGAUUACAGGCGUGAGCUACCACCAUGCCUGGCUUCCAUUGUCUUUGUGUGUGUGUGUGUGUGUGUGUGUGAUGGGGUUUUGCUCUUGUUGCCCAGGCUGGAGUGCAAUAGCGCAAUCUCAGCUCACUGCAACCUCUGCCUCCAGAGUUCAAGCAAUUCUCCUUCCUCAGCCUCCCAAGUAGCUGGGACUACAGGCACCCACCACCUCCAUUGUCUUUUUACUGCCCAAGUUAAAAUCCUGUGACUGUGUACUGGAUCUGGCCUGCGGUUGUCAUAUUUAUUGAUCUGAGUCCAGGCAGUGUUUUUAAGUGAUAUGAGUUAGUAGUGAAAAUUGAAAAGGAUAUUUUGCAACCAAAUACAGGUUUUCUGGUGUCUUUUGAAAAAUCCAAAGAUUUGGCAACUCGACCUAGGCUCCGACAAAACCACAGUUGUUGGGAGCUGAGCCAGAGCCAGAACUCACAAUUCACCGUGGCCCGGCCACCCAUCCCCACCACUCCCGUGGGCUCCUGACCAAGCACCACGUGCCAUUCAUCAUGGCUUGCUUUUAGUGUUUUUGGUGUUUAUCUUAAAGUACAGCGAAGAAGAAAGGGAAGUAUUUCUUAGACCCACGUCUCUGUCCAAACAGGCCUUUCCAUCUGGCAUUUCCCGCUCAUUUAUAUGACUUGCUGAGUUCCUAUGGUCAUUUGAGUUUGCAAACAGUGGUCUGUAGCACUCAGGUUUUCUGGAGUUGGAGAGAAAGGGUGGCAAGAGAGAAGUAAAAGUUGGUUUUAUUUUA